AUGGUGCCAAAGUACAUUCACAAGAAGCGCUACGUGCCUGUGCCAGAGCCUAGCCCACCAACCUACCACAAGAUCCCAGUGCCUGUGCCUGUCAAGGAGCCCGGCAAGGUGAUCAAGGUCCCCGUGCCUUUGCCUCCGCAGACCAUUGUCAAGAACAAGGUGAUCUACAGGACUCGGCAUGUGAAGAUGCUGCACAUUUAUGACUGCGGUGCCGGCUUCAGCAACUGGCAGCAGGGCUGGUCUCAUGCGAAGAAGUCCUGGUGCUGCUCUCACAAGAACAAGGGCUGCCCAGGCGACCAUUCUGGGCAGCUCACCAAGACCAUAGUGACUCACGUGACCCAGCAUGAGGGUUCAGCCUACUACACACAUCAUCACGGCUACUCCGGCCAUCACUACAGCACUCAUUACGACCAUGGCUACACUGGCUACACAACGCACCACUAUGGCACCCAUUACGGCGAUGGCACCCAUUAUGGUGAUGGGAUUCAUUAUGGCGAUGGCACGCACGUGGUCCACGUGCAUCACUACCAUUACCAUCCAAGUUCCACCAGUACCGUUCACUACAGCGAAGACUCUGCAGACUCUGAAGACUCCGACCUUCCAGCUAGAUCUUCAGCAACACAGCCGCAAAAGCACCGCGACACUGAGGGAAGAAGAUUGCAGGAAGAAUCUGCGAGUGAAGCACCCGUGGAAGGUGGUGAAGGAUCCAUCGAAGGCGGAGAAAUGGUGGGUCCUGAUGGCGUCGAAGGUGGCGGAGAAAUGGUGGGUGUCUCAGAACCUGAUGGCAUCGAAGGUGGCGGAGAAAUGGUGGGCGUCUCAGAACCUGAUGGCAUCGAAGGUGGCGGAGAAAUGGAUGGCGGAGAAAUCGUGGGUCCUGAUGGCAUCGAAGGUGGCGGAGACUUUGAGGGUGGUCAUCACAGCGGUAUUCAUUUCACUUGGCACCAUGGGCACUAUGGACACUACAACCAUGCUGGAACGUGGGUGGACUCGAAAUUUCCCUACGAUGCCUGGUAUGGUCACCAUUAUGGACACUAUGACCACAGUGGAAGCUUCGUUUCCAGCUCCUACCCUCAUGACGCUUGGGUAGGUGGACACUGGGGCCACUAUGACCAUAGUGGUGCUUGGAUUGAAGUGCAUCACCCUUCUGGCUCCAUGGCUUAUCAUGACGCCUGGAUUCAUCAGGAUGGUGCUGAUCACUACGGUCACUAUGACCAGCAUGGUGGUUGGAUUGAAGUUCAUCACCCAGCCGAAGGCUCGUCCUUGUAUCACGAUGCUUGGAUUCAUGGCCAUUAUGGUCACUAUGAUCAUGGCCAUUGGAUCUCUGUGCAUCCUGGACACGCCUAUCAUGAUGCCUGGGUUCACGGACACUAUGGCCACUAUGAUCAUCAUGGCGCUUGGGUGUCGGUGCAUCCCGGCAAGAUCUAUCACGUCCAUGACAAAACCCAUGUGAUUUACGCGCAUCCCAAGCACAUCAUCGAAAAGAAUUUCUACUCCGUGAAGACCAAGACCCAUGUGGUCCAUGAUCCCGUGCAUAUUCCCGGCCCCACGAUUCACAAGACGCUGACCGAGCCGGCAGAGCCAUUGUACAACUGCUUCAGCGGCUAUCACAACUGGAAGAGUCUCUGGACGCCAGAUCAGAAGAAGUACUGCUGCUACAAGUUCAGCCGUGCUUGUCAAUCCAAGACUAUCCAGCAUGUCCGCUACCACACCGUGGUGCAGAACAAGAACGUGCCAGUCAUCAAGGUACCGGUGCACCUGCCUCCACCCCCUCGCAAGGUGGUGAAGGUGCCAUAUCCAGUGCCAGGAACGCCACCAGAGCCAAAGGUCAUCACCAAGGUGAUCAAGUACAACAAGCGAGUGCCCGUCCCAGUAGUUGUGCACAAGACCGAGAAGAUCCCUGUGCCGGUCAAAAGGACCAAAAUCGUGAAGGUGAAGGUACCUGUGCCAAGCCCUCCCAAGAUUGUUUACAAGAAAGUGAAGGUCAUGUCACACCCUUAUGAUUGCAAAGAAGGCCUGCACAGCUGGCAGGACUGGGACGGUGACCCGGACGUUUGGUCGCAUUCCAAGCGCCUCUACUGCUGCUGGAAGACCAAAGUUGGAUGCCCGCACUCCCACACCGUCUAUCACACCAAGACCAUCUACCACACCAAAAUUGUGCCAAGGAAGGUGCAUUUGCCACCAAAGAUCAUCUACAAGGACAUCACCAUCCACCAAAAGCUUGCCAUUGAUUGCAACAGUGGAAAAUCCAACUGGUACUAUGGCUGGUCCACCUACAAGAAAACCUAUUGCUGCGACAAGGCAAAGAUUGGCUGCCCUGGAACCUGGCAUGGCUUCAUGCAUGGCCACGGCGAAUUUCAUAUGGAACAUGUUGGUCAUGCGACUGGACACAUCUACGACUGCAAGGCCGGUUUCUCCAAUUGGCUUCACGGAUGGUCAGAUUCAAAGAAGACCUGGUGCUGCGACAAGGAGCAAAGGGGCUGUGUGAAGUUCCAUUGUGACCACAAAGAUGUUGGUAGUUGGUCCUCUGAUAAGAGGGACUGGUGCUGUGGCAAUUUUCAGAAGGGCUGUGCAGCCACGACUUUGUCACCGAAGGGCUGCGCAACUGACUGCAUUGUCAACGGUGAGUCUCGUACCUGCCAGGAGCGGAUCGACUGGGCCAGCAAGCACAAGUUUGGAGUUCACGAGAACGCUUGUGAGCUCGCUUACAGCUCCAUUCAGGUGGAAUGCGACGUCUGCCGCUCGUGUUCAGUCCAGGCAGCUGGAUGCACCGUGCACGCUGUGGCACAGGAUCCAUACGAUUGCAAUGCCGCUUUGAACAACUUCUUCCGGGCUUGGUCUCCUCCCAAGAAGCAAUGGUGCUGCAGCAACCGUGGUAAGGGCUGUGAGGGCAACAGCCCUCCAAGCGUUGACCCAGGCGCGGGCAUGGUGUGGAAACACGUCCAGGUGAAUGGCUUCUGGACCUGGGUAGUGGCUGGGGCUGCUGGGGGUGGUGGGGCAAUGCCCCCCAGCUUGCCCUAUGCUUGCAAUGUGGGCGUGGUGAAUUGGAAGAUUGGCUGGUCGUCUCCCAAGAAGGCUUGGUGCUGCAAGCACAACAAUGUGGGCUGCCCAGGGCAGGCCGGAGGGGAUGGUGGGGCCUCGAGCCAUGUCACAGUGCACUACUCGCAUGGUGGCACUGCAGCGGGCGGUGCCGCGGGUGGUGCGGCUGGUGCGAGUGGAUCCUGGUCCUCAUCGUGGCAUUCCUCAGGAGGCCACGUGACCGAGGUCCACCACGAAUACCACACUGUUCACCAUGACCGCCGCCUCGGAGGAUUCGACUGUGCUGCGGGUCGGGCAAGCCGGGCCUACUGGCCACAGGAGAAGAAAGACUACUGCUGCAAGCAGGAUUCCGGCCUCUGCGACAAAUGA
Cladocopium goreaui is the source of this 3405-nucleotide messenger RNA. The record is from the annotation of a GenBank genome assembly. Lineage: Eukaryota; Dinophyceae; Suessiales; Symbiodiniaceae.